This is a messenger RNA of Drosophila gunungcola (fruit fly), 1382 nucleotides long. Its product is annotated as probable deoxycytidylate deaminase. The transcript has 3 exons. Gene Ontology annotation, molecular function: zinc ion binding; dCMP deaminase activity. Gene Ontology annotation, biological process: dTMP biosynthetic process; dUMP biosynthetic process. Lineage: Eukaryota; Metazoa; Arthropoda; Insecta; Diptera; Drosophilidae. Bases 256 to 804 code for a protein of 182 amino acids. Gene Ontology annotation, cellular component: cytoplasm. The record is from RefSeq and is a predicted model, not a curated record.
GGGCGCAACGUUAUUUUUUUUUAGAUUCGGUGCAUAACUUUUUUGUGGAUGAAACAAUCUCCAAAAUGGCCGCUUUGCUGCCAGUGAAAAACGAACCACUAGCUCAGGUGAAUGAUGCCAAAGUGAACUAGUUCACUGGUUCACUAGUUCGCGCGGCGAGUGUUUAUUGUUUGUAUUGCCGUCGUCGCAAUUUGUCUCCGUUGCUGUUUAAAAAAUUAUAGUUGAUACCGUAUACCUUCUACUUAUUUUAGUAAAAUGUCCCAAGAAGUUCCCGCUCAAGACACAAAUACCGUGGAUUCAGAGUCGCCUGUGAACCAUAAGAGAAAAGGCUAUCUGCACUGGGAUGACUACUUCAUGGCCACCGCCUUGCUCUCAGCCCAGCGCAGUAAAGAUCCCGUGACCCAAGUUGGAGCUUGCAUCGUGGAUUCCCUGAAUCGGAUAGUGUCCAUCGGCUACAAUGGAUUCCCCCGCAACUGCAGCGACGACGAGUUUCCGUGGUCAAAAUCCCAUUUCUUCUUGGAGGACAAGAAGAUGUACGUGGUGCAUGCGGAGGCCAAUGCGAUCCUUAACAACAACGGCAUGGGUUUAACUGGAACCCGUCUCUAUACCACACUCUUUCCUUGCAACGAAUGCGCCAAACUCAUAAUACAGGCGGGCAUUUCUGAGGUUCUCUUCCUGUCCGACAAGUAUGCCGGUAAGCCCAAGUACGUGGCUUCCAAGAAGAUGCUAGAUGCAGCGGGUGUUGAAUAUACCCGACACCUCCCCCGACAGAAAAAAAUUAUCAUUGAUUUUGACAACGUUUAAACGACCCAAACCCGAAAUAACUCUUGUGAUGCAUUUUUAAAAUUAGUAACUUCAUUUAUAUUAAAAUUGUGAUUAGUUUAGAGUGCAUUUAACGUGGUUCGUUUUAAAUUUGGACAAAUUUCUUAAAAUUUAUUUAAGUAAUACAAAUUAUUUAUAUAUAAUAGCUUACCAAAUUAAGAUCAAAAAAAAAAAUUUUUAACCAAAUCUUAAACAUUAAAGUCACAGACGAAGAAUCAUUUUAAUAUCAAUAAUUUCUUUAAUACUUUCGACACCUGCUCUCUUUUAAUUUUCAACUUUAUUAAAACAAGUGUUUAUUUUUUCAAUUGCUAUUUACUGGAACUCACUUGCACUAAUUGAGUUCGUAUACGUAAACUCUGUCAUGUAAUUCUCUUGGCGUGCACAGGUGUUCACCGGAGACCAAAGUGCGAUUAACGGGUGCUACCUAGGUCAAUGAUGUUUAGCUUGAGGUCCCAACCUUGUACUAAAAGUAUUUAAGUAUAAAACAUUUUUUUUCCAUGUUGUUUCUAAAAUAAAAAUUGUAAUAAAUAUAAAAUAAAGUCUUUUUGAAAAACUGUUGA